CAGCCCCGCUCCGCCAUGGCCCCGGCCGCGGCCCCGGUCCCCCCCCGGUGCCGCCGCUCCCGGUGCCGGUGCCGGGCGCUGCUCCCGGUGCUGCUCCCGUUGCUUUUGCCGCCCGUCGCCGCCUUCAACCUGGAGGCGUCGAGGCCCGUCGCCUUCCGAGGGGCUCCCGGUUCCCUUUUCGGCUUCGCUUUGGAUUUUUACCUGCCCCGGCCCCGGAGUGUCAGCAUCCUGGUGGGUGCCCCCAAGGCCAACACCAGCCAGCCCAACGUCACCCAGGGGGGGGGCCGUCUACCACUGCCCGUGGCCCCCCGGCGCUGACUGCACCCCCAUUGACUUCGACCACAU
Oxyura jamaicensis (ruddy duck) is the source of this 345-nucleotide messenger RNA. Its product is annotated as integrin alpha-5-like. The coding region runs from base 16 to 318 and encodes 100 amino acids. Gene Ontology annotation, molecular function: integrin binding. The transcript has 2 exons. NCBI's taxonomy places the organism in Eukaryota, Metazoa, Chordata, Aves, Anseriformes, Anatidae. The record is from RefSeq and is a predicted model, not a curated record. Gene Ontology annotation, biological process: cell-cell adhesion; angiogenesis; cell adhesion mediated by integrin. Gene Ontology annotation, cellular component: external side of plasma membrane; integrin complex.